Messenger RNA from Argiope bruennichi, 455 nucleotides. Its product is annotated as venom peptide SjAPI-like. Lineage: Eukaryota; Metazoa; Arthropoda; Arachnida; Araneae; Araneidae. The transcript is spliced from 2 exons. The coding region runs from base 42 to 296 and encodes 84 amino acids. The record is from RefSeq and is a predicted model, not a curated record.
UCUUACUGUAUUUUAAGUUUUAAAAAGAAUUUCAAGAAAAGAUGACGCUUAUCCUUGUAGUUGCAAUUUUGGGAAUGGCCUUCUGUCAAGCAGAAGCACAGGAAACAAACGAAUGUCCCAUUAAUCAGCAUUUUAGUGAUUGUGGAAGCCCCUGUGCUCUGACAUGCGCAAACUACAAAGCACCUCCUGAAGGAUGUUUCUUGAUGUGCAUAAUUGGAUGUCAGUGUGACGAAGGCUUUGUUCUGGAUGAAAAGAAUAAUGUAUGUGUGGAACCAGAAAAUUGUCCUGUCUCUUAAAGUAGAAUGUGGGGAAGAUGCCUGUACAAUGUAAUGUAUGUAUCAAUCUUCUGUAGAAUGUAUUCAAGAAUUUUCAAAUAAACUAAUGGAAAACGAUUUAUGGAGAUAAAAUAUUUAUUAUUGAUUUUUUGGUUCUUUUUAUUUGAUAUUUCAUCACAU